AACCCUGUAAACUACAGUUAUCUUUUGCCAUAUGUGGCGUACUGGAGAAACUUGCAUUUCCAUUGCCUGACUGAAAAUGAGUAUGAAGAUGAAGAAGCUGCAGAGGAGUUUAAAAUUUCCAGCUUUGUAGACAUGGUUCGAGAUUGUAGUCGAAUCGGAAUUCCUUACAGCUCCCAAGGUCAUCUACAGAUAUUUGAUAUGUUCAUUGUAGAAAAGUGGCCAGUCGUGCAGGCCUUUGCACUGGAGGGGAUCGGUGGCGAUGGCUUUUUUACCAUGAAAUAUGAGUUAAUGGAUGUCAGCAUGGAUCUAUGGAAAACAUACAGCAAAAUGGAUCCUGUUUCCCUGGAGGACUUGCUUUUUGAGGAUUUAAUGACUUUUGAGCACCAGUGGACCAGCUUUUUUGCUAAUUUCGACACUGAAAUUCCUUUCAUCCUGGAGCUGUCAGAAUCUCAAGCUGGGGAGCCAUUCAGAAGUUACUUCAGUCAUGGAAUGAUUUCAAGCCAUAUAACAGACAACAGCCCUAGCAGACAGCCUUUUGUGCUGUUUGGUAACCACUCAAGUAAAGAGAACCUGGACUCUGGUAACUUUAAUUUUCCAUCUGAGGGACAUCUGGUUCGAAAUACAGGCGUUGGCGGAAGUACUGCUAAGCACAUGGUUGUACAGUGUGUCUCUCCCAAGGGACCUCUGGCUUGUUCAAGGACCUAUGUUUUUGGAACAACUCACAUUCCUUACCUGGGAUAUGACAAUGAGAUGCAUGAGAAAACUAAACAAGUUAGGCUGUUGUCCCAAAUAUAUGCUGCUGUUGUGGAGGCUGUCCUUGCUGGUAUUGCAUGCUAUGCCAAAACUUCCAAUGCAACCAAGGCAAAAGAAACCGCAGAAGAAAUUCUUAUGUGUAUGCUUGAUUCCUUUCAUCUAACACAAUUUAAAACUGCAUUACGCUCCAAAAUAGCUUUUCAGAUUCAGGCUGUGAAUAAUCAUGGAAGAAUUAUUCCAUUGGAUAAUGAGGAUAGCCUGUACUUAGUUAAAACUGCGGCUAUGACAAUAUAUGACAUUCCAGAUUUACUGGGAGGAAGGGGAUGCUUGGGAUCUGUUGUCUUCUCAGAAUCAUUUCUGGCAUCACAGAUAUUUAUAAAGGAAAAAGAUGGCAGUAUUAAUACAGAAACCAGCUACAUCAUUCUUACUGCAGCUAUCCCAAGAUAUGUUUCUUGGCUGAUAGAAGAUAAUGAAGUGAAACUGUCUGAAAAGGCACAACAAAUAGUGAAGGAAGAUGAAUCCUUCCUCGGCACUUUCCUAACAGGAGGUGAUGGAGCAUAUAUUUAUUCUAGCAGUUCACAGGCCAUGCCUGAGGAAGGUAAACUAUACUUCUUUUCAGAUGGCAUUCUGUUUUCCCAUCCCCAUCACGGGAGCAUUACUGUUUCAAAGAAUCAUAUGGAUUCCAUCAAGUUCUAUGAUGGGGAUUCUACCAGUGUUGUGGCUGCUCUUUUUAUAGACUUCAAAAGUUCCUUGCUUGUUCAUCUACCAGUUCAGUUGCAUACCCCGAGCAACUUCUUGAUGAUUGGACUUUUCCCAAAAUCAAAGAUCUAUAAAGCUUUUUAUUCACAGGUUUUCUCCUCAUGGAAACAGACAAACUCAGGAAUAUCUUUAAAGGUGGUCCAGGCAGAUUUCCUAUCUGUAGAACAAAAGAGAUUACACUCCAAUAUACAGAAGCUAUGUAAUGCGUUGUCCUAUCCUGCUGGAGAAAGAUGGAGCCAACUAAAACUGGCUGCUAGCCUCCCAGAACUAGAGAGGUUUCUGCAACACUUUGCUGUCAGCAGUAUAAGUCGUGAGCCAGUAAUGAGAGCACACCUUCCUAUUUUGUUACAACAGUCGGAAAGCAUUCCUGUUAGCAAUGCAGAAAAUAAGGUGGUUAUCACUAUUAUAACAGGGCUUCCGGGCUGUCACUCCAGUGAUCUGUCCGCUUUCCUGGUCACUUUUAACAAGGAGUAUGGAAGGUGGGUUGUUUAUCGGCAAACUAUGGAUAGCCCUGAAUGUUUCAGUGCUGCCCGCUUUCAGCGUUACCUUUCAAGUGUUCUCGAGUCCCAGCAGAACCGCAGCGCACGUCAAUCCAGUUACAGUAGAAAGAAAAUGAGGCUGUUGGUGGUCUUGCAAGGAUAUACAGAUGUUAUUGAUGUUGUACAGGCACUGCAGACUCACCCUGACCCUGAUGUGAAGUCCUCUUUCAUCAUAGGAACAAUUUCUACUUGCGUAGAACCACUUAGCUGCUAUAUGGAACAUAGAUUCCUUUUUCCUAAAUUCCUGGAUCAGUGUUCACAAGGACUGGUGAGCAAUGUGAUCUUCACAAGUCAUACUACAGAGCAGAGACACCCACUCCUUGUACAACUUCAGAGCCUCAUACGAGCAGCAAAUCCUGCUGUUUCAUUUAUCUUGGCAGAAAAUGGCCUCGUAACUAGGUAAUAAUAGUUUCCAGUUCUUUAUGGUUUUCAAGUUGCUGUUCUAAAAAUGGGAAACUCUUACAAGAAAAGCUGAUCCUCUUUGACUUUCACCUAUGAACAGAAAGUUGACUUAGUAUGUAAACCAGAAAAAUGCUUAUUUUUCUUAAUCAUUACUUCCCUGAUAACAGGAUACCUCAUCUGUUCUUAGAAUUUUGACAUUUUGAAAAUGUCAUCUACACUUCAACCAGAUGUUCUGAUACAGCAUGAUUCACUAAGGAUUUAAGUGUCAAAGGAAGACAUUAAAUGGCCAUAAACUAGAAAUAAUGCAGUAUGAUUUAGGAAAAGUUAAGGUUUAAAAUGGAUGUAUCUUUUCAUUUGCAGAGUAAUUUUCAUGUUAGGUUUUUCUUUAUACAGCAAUCAGGUAAAAUUAUCUUUCUACAGAUUGUAGGUUUAUAUUAAUAUUUGUUCCAUUAGAGCUCAAUUGUGCAACCUCUACACACACUGAGUAGCAUAGAUGAGUAGAUCCACUCAACUUUAAUGGGACCAAACUCAAUGAGUAAGUCCUACUCAACAUCAAUAAAAGUUGAAUUGAGGAUCCUAUGAAGUUCAUAUAAGGGCUUUUUUACUGUUAUAUAUUUUAUUUAGUAUAUUUACUUGUAUUUUAGUUGCAAAUAAAAAUUAGUUGAAUAGAGAACUCCUGGUUUUGUUUUUUUUUACAAAAACUUUUAAUGUCUGGAAAAUUGAGAAUAUUUUAAUGUACCAUAAGUAGUAAACAUAUAAUUAUUUUAUUGCAAUCUGACUAGCACAUCCUAAUUUAUGUAAAUAGUUUACAGAUAAAUAACUAUUGUUACUGUGUUCCGUAAAUUAAAAAUCUCAAC
Molecule: messenger RNA, 3310 nt
Organism: Chelonoidis abingdonii (Abingdon island giant tortoise)
Lineage: Eukaryota; Metazoa; Chordata; Testudines; Testudinidae
Source: RefSeq, a predicted model, not a curated record